Molecule: messenger RNA, 1800 nt
Organism: Monosiga brevicollis MX1
Lineage: Eukaryota; Choanoflagellata; Craspedida; Salpingoecidae
Exons: 10
Coding region: 1-1584 (527 amino acids)
Biological process (GO): [2Fe-2S] cluster assembly
Cellular component (GO): mitochondrion; cytosol; nucleus
Molecular function (GO): cysteine desulfurase activity; pyridoxal phosphate binding
Source: RefSeq, a predicted model, not a curated record
AUGGCUGCGACCGUCAAGAUGUUGACCGCUGCCGCCAAAGCCCCGUUGACGCUGGCGUGGCGUGCUCGCGGCUUGCCCGUGACCCGCCGUGCCCUGAGCGUCACGGCAAGCCGCUUUUCUGCAGAGCCAGCUGUGGCCCCGGCAGAGGACGAUGAGAAUGAGUCGCAGCUCAAGGCCGCCAACGCCAAGCAAGGCGCCAAGCCCAUCUACCUUGAUUUCCAGGCCACCACCCCGUUGGACCCUCGCGUCCUUGAUAGCAUGAUGCCCUACAUGUUGCACGAGUAUGGUAACCCCCAUUCUCGCACGCACCAAUAUGGCUGGGACGCUGAAGCUGCCGUCGACAACGCUCGCGAUGUACGAAGCACCUCGGUGGCCACCUGCGGCACCCGCUCGGUUCCUUUUACACCCGCGCCUCGCACAUCAUCUAAUACACUGCUGGUUGUGCCUUUGGCCUUGAACUUGAUCCUACCACAGGAGAUUGCUUCGCUCAUUGGUGCCAAUGCCAAGGAGAUCAUCUUUACCAGUGGUGCAACCGAGUCAAACAACCUCGCCAUCAAGGGUGUGGCCAACUUUUAUAAGAAUAAGAAGAACCACAUUAUUACCGUUCAAACGGAGCACAAGUGUGUGCUGGACUCGUGCCGUAUUUUGCAACAACAAGGCUUUGAGGUCACUUACCUCCCCGUGCAAAAGAAUGGCCUCAUCGACCUCGAUGUAAGCAUGUUAACGCCACGCAUGGCUUUGCAUACGCCAAACUCAUACGUACCGGCACGGAUCCUACAGGAGCUCAAGGCUGCCAUUCGCCCUGAAACCAGCCUGGUUUCUGUCAUGAUGGUCAAUAAUGAAAUCGGUUGCGUGCAACCCAUCAAGGCCAUUGGCGAACUUUGCCGCCAGAACAAGGUGUUCUUUCACACUGACGCCGCUCAAGCCAUUGGCAAGAUUCCCAUCGACGUCAACGAACUCAACAUCGACCUCAUGUCCAUCUCUGGUCACAAGAUUUAUGGGCCCAAGGGUGUCGGUGCUCUCUUUGUGCGCCGUCGUCCUCGCGUGCGUCUCGAAGCCCUGAUCAAUGGUGGUGGUCAAGAACGUGGUUUGCGCAGUGGCACCCUUGCGGCACCUCUCGCCGUUGGUUUGGGUGCUGCCUGCCGUGUCGCCCGGGAAGAGAUGGACUUUGAUCACGAGCACAUUCAGCGUCUUUCCAAGCGACUCAUUGAUGGUAUUCAAGGCGAGCUGGAUGAGGUCAUCUUCAAUGGUGAUAAGGAACAAGGCUAUCCUGGCUGCGUUAACCUCAGCUUUGCCUAUGUCGAGGGCGAAUCACUCCUGAUGGCUCUCAAGGACUUGGCUCUCUCCUCGGGCAGUGCUUGCACCUCGGCGUCAUUGGAGCCUUCUUACGUUUUGCGUGCGCUGGGCGCUUCGGACGAUCUGGCUCACUCGUCCAUCCGCUUUGGCAUUGGUCGCUUCACCACGGAGGCCGAGGUCGACUACACAGUGGCCAAGGUGAACCAGCACGUGAACCGCCUGCGCGAGAUGAGCCCGCUCUGGGAGAUGAAGCUCGAGGGCAUCGACUACAACACCAUCCAAUGGUAAUUUUGGACCGCAAACAGAUGAUGAAUGAUAACACGCAAUUUGCUCCGACCGCCAAGGCUCACAAAUCGAGCUACAGCCCCUUGUCGUCGUGCUGGUACCACGAUUGAAGCCUCGUCUGCUUGCGCAUUUGCUGCUCUUUUGCUUCCUCUACCACGACACCCAUGCUUUGCUCAUAAUUGUACCUGAGCGUUCACCUCCAAUUGAUGUGCUGGACAC